Messenger RNA from Lingula anatina, 2529 nucleotides. RefSeq names its product rab-like protein 2A. Lineage: Eukaryota; Metazoa; Brachiopoda; Lingulata; Lingulida; Lingulidae. Gene Ontology annotation, molecular function: GTPase activity; GTP binding. The record is from RefSeq and is a predicted model, not a curated record.
AUGAUGCCAAUUUGCACAUAUUUUCCUUUAGCAUGGCUGACGGUUCGCAACCGAACUACGAUGACCAGGGAGAGAAUGGUGAAGAAAAAGUAAAAGUAAUAUGUUUAGGGGACAGUGCAGUUGGAAAAUCAAAGCUGGUGGAGCGGUUCCUCAUGGAUGGAUACCAACCUCAGCAGUUGUCCACAUAUGCUCUCACAUUAUUUAGGUAUAAAACAAAGGUUAACAAGAAAGAGGUAGCUGUUGAUUUUUGGGAUACGGCAGGCCAGGAGAGAUUUAGUAGUAUGCACCCCUCAUACUAUCAUCAAGCGCAUGCAUGUAUACUAGUAUUUGAUGUAACUAGAAAAAUCACUUAUAAAAAUUUACCAAAUUGGUUUAAAGAAUUGAGAGAUUAUAGACCUGAAAUACCUUGUCUAUGUGCUGCCAAUAAAAUAGAUGUUGACUAUGGUAUAACCAAGAAAAGUUUUAACUUUGCCAAAAAGCACAACAUGCCUUUUUACUUUGUGUCUGCAUCAGACGGUACAAAUGUAGUAAAGUGUUUUAGGGAUGCCAUCAAAGCAGCAGUAGCAUAUAAGCAGAAUUCUACUGACUUCAUGGAUGAAAUAAUGAGGGAGUUAGAGAAUUUUGACCUUGAGACAGACACAAAUGGGAAGAACUCUCAAGAAGACUGGGACAGUGGCAUGGAUAGCACAGAAAACUCUGAGGCCAAAGAUGGAGCAUCUGGAAGUUCAGGGGCACAGAGUGGAAAGAAAAGUUAGGACAAUGUGUAUAUUCCUUAGUCACAGAGGUACAUUUAUAGCAUUGCAUUUAAACCAACUUUGAAUAAUUUAACUUGUAUGAAUUGAAUUUGGAACAUAGACAGCUGUGAGAAGAUGAGCUAAGAAUGGUGUAUUGACUGCUGUGGCAGGCAUAGCAGUGUUUGGCUAUGUAUUGUCCAUUUUUUUAAAAAUAUCUAUUUAGAGCUUAAGAUCUGUAUCUUGUCAUGAAGGACAAGCAAGGCUGUGGCCACUCUAGCUAGUGUUAAGCACAUUUACAUUGGUUUAAGAUGGCUUGAAGUUCCUAGAGGUGUAAUCUUUAGAAUUUGGAGUUCAUUUUCAGAACUUCUCCAUUGUCAUUUUCUUUGAAAUUAUGCUUCUCUAAGAUGCCUAGAAUAUUUGAAAUCUUGUACCAAAAGUUUUGGUUGUGAGUUGUCUUUGGAUGUAAGUUAAUUGGUUUUUUUAUCCCUGAGAAAAUUCCCAUAUUCUAUAGAAACCAGCGAUAAGGGUUUGCGUGCUCUAUGAUAGACAGGGGUUUAAUCUGUAAAAUAAGGCUCAAUUUGCUGAAAUGUAGGAUUAUUCACAUCUGCCUUAAUUAAGUAGGAACUUAUUUUUCAUUGUAGUUAGUAUGCUUAGUACUGGUUGUCACAGUCGUUAUUUCAUAUAUUCAAAGUCAGUAUUAAAAGACCUUGCAGUUUGGGUUGGAGGAGCUGUUCGGUUUGAGAAAAAGCUGGUGCUCUAAGUACUAAAGUCAAGUAGAAAGUUAUUAGUAAAGUUGGGCUUUACACAUAUCUAGAAAUGAAGACAGUUUAGUCAACCGCAAUCUGUAAUGCUUAUAUAGUGAAAAACUGUGAGAAUUUGAAAACAUUUAGCAUUUAAAGAAUAGCAAAACUUGCAAGUGGAUUUGUUUUGUGUAUCAUUUUUGAAAAGUGGCUUAAAGUGGUCUUGUUGUUUUGUUUGACCAAGACAUUUAUGGCAUUUGUGGUUGUCUUUCAUUUCAAAUAAUUACCAAGGCCCGUUUUAAUUCAGAAAUUUGUAAUUGUGUUGAUUGCAAAAUAGAAUUGGGUUAAGGCUUUUUUAGUCAACUAUCCAAAUUUAGUUGGAGAAAAAAAAGAUUCCACUUUUGUGUGAUGCAAUGCCCUGCCUGCUCAGUUUGGCAAAAUCUUACCAGUCGAAACAUUGACUGAAGUGAUUUUUCUUUUUACAAGUAUUUUGAAAAUGUGUUUAAUUAUAAAGGUUAUUGUGUAUAUAUAUAAUAUAUUAGUACAAUGUAGAUAAAUAAUAAUUCUAACUUAUGAAAAUCUUAUUGAAAUACAGAAUAUAUACUUAAAAUUUUAUUGCAAUGAUAAUGCAGGAUUUGCAUUUUAAACUUGCGGUUUAUCAGGUUUUCAACACUGCAUAGGCUAACAUAUAUUUAAGCAUUUGGUCAUCCGUCCCGUAUAUUAUGAAUUUAUUUUAGUCUGUACUUAGCUAUUUUUAGCGAUAUAAUACAAUACAAUUAAUGUUUUACAAGAAUUCAGGUUCUUUUGAAAUAUGUUAUUCAGUAAGUUGUUUUCAUUAUCAUUUGUCUCGUUAAUUUGAGAUAAGAGCAUCUCUUACUUAUCAAUUUCAAGGGACCAAUUAUUGUUGGAAUUUCUGCAUUUCCCAAGUGUGACAUGUACCAAAAUUGGUUAUUUCAGAGAAAUUCCAAGCAAAUAACGUUUCUGUAAUCAUGUCUUUUUAUCAGCAACAGAAUUGUGUUGUCAGUGAAGUCCAAUAAAAUCAUAUGCUUCUAAUA